GGAAGGUCGUGAUACUAGUGAAGAAGAAAGGAGUUGUGAUGACGAACUUGUAUCUUCAUACAAGAAAAUUCUCAACUGGUGUGAUGGUGUGUUACUACGACACCUUGAUGAAACUGGGUGGGUGUAUAGAAUAUUUAUUGUUUGGUUUUUGCACAGGGAAUUAACCUAUUACAUUAAUAACGCGCUUGUUGUAUUAACGGAAAGAUAAGAAGAAAGAAAUUUACUUAUCAAAUGAUUCUGGCUGUGGUGGGCGGCACCGGACUGCACUGCACUCUCACUGGGUUGCCCCCUACCCCACAUAAGAUUCAAAACAUGUUCAUUUGAUAUAUCAAAUCAUUUGAUAUAAGAUUCGAGACAUCUUUCUAGAGAACAAAACAUGUUCAUAUUAAGUAGUAGUUAUGGUGCCGCCCAGCAUUCGCGGCAAAACUGAAUCUUCCCCCUAGAAUUUAGAAGUAUAUGUGAUAAAGUAACAUCUAUAUAGUGGAUUUUGUUGAUGCAAACAAUACUGUGAUUAUUUGGUGAAACAUAAUCUUGAACGGUCAGUGUAGGAGUGCCAAUUAGCCAUUCCGAAGUUGAUGAGUGGACUGGGGACGAGUGUUAAAAAGUGCCGAAAUUAAGAAAUGAACCAAAUCACUAAAAAGACCACCUCAAAAUUAGUAAGUAUACAAAGUUUGAAAACGUUUACAUGAAUAUUGUGAAAUUACUGAUUAAAAGAUUAUUUUGAGGACGCGUGUCCCCAAAACAAAAAUCACAGUACAUUUCAUAGUAAAUAUCCCGAUUUUCGAAAGAUUAUUCGAAGGGUGAUUCCUGUAAACGUCUUCAAACUUUGUAUACUUGCUAAUUUUGAGGUGGUCGUUUUGGUGAUUUGGUUCAUUUCUCAAUUUGGGCACUUUUUAACACUCGUCCCCAGUCCACUCAUCAACUUCGGAAUGGCUAAUAAUAAGAAAGCUGCGGAUUGAUAGGAAUAGAGAUUAAUAGCGACGCAACUACCUGAAAAAUGCAAGGAGCCGGCAGGGAAAGGACCGGCAAGGAGUACAAGGCAGGUAACUACUACUCACUUGUAUUUUACAGGUAGUUGUUAACAUACAGUAUUGACUACCAGUAAUUUAGUAAAAAGCCAUACUCAUGAGUAUGAAUUAUCUUAAGACCAUUAAAAUUUGAAAGCUUUCAGGGAAGCAUGUUUUUCGGCAGGUAUUCUCUUGGUCCUGGGCAGAACCCUGUAUCAUAUCCACACAUUGCGUGAUUCAAUUAUCUUACUACUUUGUUACGAGUUCAAUUAAGUUAUUUCUACACUGGAGCGAUUAUUUUAAAUCUAGUAAUCGCUACUCUAUAUUUAGUUCCUCUCUCGUUGUUGGGGUUUCUCAAUGGCUGAAAUUUCUUAUUUUCUUCAGUGAGAAUGAGCAAGCACCCAGACGAAGAAGUUUUUAUAAUGAAUCGCAACCAGCAGAGUUCAUUAUCUCCAUUUUGAAGGUAGGAACUAGGGGCCUUUUGGGAAAAACAAAGCAUCUUCAGGAAUGGAUUAGUUAUCGGGGAGGGGAGGACUACGCAAGAGGGGAUAUCAGGGUCGCUCGAUUUCCAUAUUGAAUCCAAUUCCUGAGCAUCAUCAAAUGAAAUGGCAUGGAAUUUUAUUUUUUGAGUUCGCUUUGAUCAUCUGGGUAACUUUCGUUUUGAUAAUCAUAUUUUUCUUUUUUCCCACAAGCGUCAGUAUUUUCCAUCUCUACCACGAGUUUGGCUCUUGGAACUUACCCAGACUGUUUCCCCAGAACAUUACCAUAACCCCCUUGCCGUAUCCUGAGCUAGCGUGUAUGGCUCUGGGUACCAGCUUAAUUGUUGAAGGGGUUGAUGGGAUAUGUAGAUGGAGAUUUUCUUGGGGAUUUUUUAUACAGCUCGAACCACAAGUACAUGUCUUGUAAAUGCGACAUGCGUGACGAUUGCCAUAAUUUAAAUAUGUAACUAAAUUGAAGGAGUGUGGCCGGCUAUACGAAGUGUAAAUAGCUAGAUUCUUGUGAGUACAAGUGUUUUAAAAUUAAAACGAACCCAGGACCCAGGUUUAUCUGAUCGGUGUCCACAUGUCUAAAUCUAAGGUGAUGUCAAUGUACGGUAUAUGAGAUAAUGUAAGGGGCAUCUCUUUAAUCUUUAAAUCGCUUUAUUUAACCACUAAAAUUGGUAGGUAUAACAGGUUACCCAAUAGACCUUAUACAUAAUGACGUCACAAGGCUUUUGAUGCCCGCGAGGAGUGCUGGUCUUAGUAGUCAUCGCCAGGGAAAAUUAAACAAUUCAAAAUGGCCACUAUCGAAAUUUUCCCGGGCGAUGACUACCAAGACCAGCACUCCUCGCGGGCAUCAAGCCUUGUGACGUCAUUAUGCAUAAGGUCUGUUACUGUGCCCCACCAACUGUCUCACUUGAUAUAACUAAUAAUUGUUGAAGGAAGAGAGGUUAACCUUGCCAUGGUCGCCGGUUGUGUCCAGUACUUACUCAGCACCCUCCCCCUGUAUAUGGGAUGAAGCUGGACCCCCGCUCAGUUUUUUUAUUAUAGCAUUCGAUUGCAUGCACAUGUUUGUUUUUCCUAGAACUUGUUGAUGUUAUUUGCUGAACUCGUGGUGAUUGGAGUUAACAGAGAUGAACUGAACAUGUCAUUGGCAACAUUUACGUCAUCUGUACUAAAGUUUGGUAUGUUUUUGAUGUUUGAAAUUAAGAAUUAGUGCCAGUUAGUUGUAGGAGACAGAUUGCUCUAUUAUAUGAAGCCCACUCAUUUGUGGUCGUUUUAGUUAUUGCAUGCUAUAAUCAGCGAUAUUUUAAGUAAUUUGUGAACCCUCUGAGCGAAGCGUAUGCAUGAUACUUUUUCCAUUCCUCUUUUUCCUUCUGUAAGUAUAUUGUUCUAAAAUCUGCCAUCCUCCCUCUCAAAGUCAAUUGGCUGGCCGCACACUAGGUCCCGCAGUGAAGACAUCUUAGAGAUACAGUUUUAGUACAGAAGGAAACUAUAGAGUAGGAGCAGAAACGCCGGCAGCGCUCUUCUCCCAUGCAAACGAGGCGAAAUGAUCAAAAACACGACAUAUUUCAAAAAUCAAAGCUCGCAUGGAGAUGCCAGGUCACAUUCACAAACACUGCUUAAGCACGCCACAAACAGAGAGACUAGCGCUAAAUCUCUGCACGUUUGUUGAUUACCAAACUUCAGAAAAGAAAACUCCUAUUGAUCCACAGAAAUUUAUAAACAAGCUUUUUUUUUACAAUCAUAUCUAAAAAAAUCACAUACAGCUGUGAUUGAAGGAUUGAACAACAGAACUAGAAUCCCAUUCUAAGUCCAUCCAUCUAACACUAAAACACGACAUAUUACAGACUACAAACUGGACAACGUAAUACUGAUUUUACAGGCCUUUACACUAUAUAAAACAUGCAAGAAUACUACACUACUGUCAAAAUUAUUUGCAUGCGUGGUUCAGAUUUGAUCCCGCCACUUUUGGGAAGUUUGCUUUGAAUUUUAGGUUAACCUAGGGUCUUGCUAACCGGCUUUUGAACAACCGACCCCAGGUGUCGACGAAUAUAACCUUCCUUGGAGAACGGUGUCUUGCCUUAACUUCGUUGUCUUAUUUAAAUCGUUUGUUUUGUAGAGAAAACCAUCGUUUUGUUGCCCGAGAUUGGGAGGUUAAUGUACCAAAUUUCUCAAGGCAUCAGUUAUUCUGAUGGUAAGUUAAAAAUCUUGCAUUACAAAUGUUUUAUUCCACUGUAAUAUAUACAAACAAGCUUUCGUUGGUACGGACGCAACUACCUCGAAAAUAUAAGCAGAAUUUCGACGUUUCGAGCGAAGGCCCUUCGACCCCCCACUAGUAACUCCAGACGAAGGGCCUUCGCUCGAAACGUCGAAAUUCUCCUUGUCUUUUUCAGGUAGUUGCAUCCCUACAAACGAAAGCUUGUUUGUAUAUUAUUAGAUAGCUUAAGAUCUACGACGUCGACGCCAGCUAGGACGUCAGAGCUAUAAAGCAUAGGACUGGGACUAGGACGUCGUCCUAAAUAAAUAAACUUCCACUUAUAUAUUAAGUUUUACGACUUAGACAUUUAAACUAUAAAUAUUUACAUACUUUUGAAAAUGAAUUUAAAAGAGCUGUGUGAACCCAUUACCGUUUGUUAUGCUCUCGUAUUUACGACGGUAAAACUCUUGUUGUGAGGUUGUCGACGUUUGGUGAACGACGAGCAAAUUCACAUGCAUACUUCAAAAACUAUUACCAAUUCACUUCUGCUUGCGACCCUAAAUAUUUGACGUCGUAGAUACUUGAGUUAUCGACUUAUUCAGGACGACGUACCAGUCCUCUGCUUAGCCCUGACGUCCUAGCUGGCGUCGACGUCGUAGAUCUUAAGCUAUCUAUUAUCUACACUGGUACAGACCGUUCAAUGUAAUAUAUACACUCUUUCAAUAAUUGCUAUAUGCACUCUAAAAAUGUUUAUUAAAAUUCCCUCUCUCUAGACAAUUCAAAUGUAGAUUUUAACCCUGUCAAGAUUAUCCUUGUAAAUAUGUUUAAUACAGCCAUAGUAUGUCGUCAUCCCGAAAAACAAGAGGUAUCGUAAAUAAAGCCUUUAACUCAUUUACCAACACUGAAGCCCGUUCUUUAAUUCACGCGCAACCGUAUAGAACCUUAAUAUUUUGUCGAAUAUAGCCAAGAAUUAUUUGGACAUGCAUAAAAUUUUUGCCAAAUACGUUAAACUUACUUUUAGACGCACACACAUGCUCUUAUUAUUUCCAAGGCUGCUUCAAAUUAGGAUACAUAUUUACACCUGUUAUAUUAUUGUAAAUAGGAGAGGCACCUCACCUGACACCAGUAUACUAUAUGUGCGAGGUAUCCGAGUAAUUUUUGUAGCACGUUGAUACUUUAAUUUUUUUUCUAGAUUAUAAUGUCUCUCCGUGCAAUCUUGGUGGAAAUGUUCAAGAUGUUUCUACAAAAUAAUCGUAUAACCCAGGCAGAUGUAAAAGAAACUCUUCUUUACGUUAUUGUGGACACCAUGUUGAAAGAUUUAGUGUCUGCUAUAGAGCAGGUUUGUUUGUUAGGGCCAGAUUAUGUUAUGCUGUAGGUCCUAAAAGAUCAAUAAAUCUUCUUACUCCUUUUAUUUAUGGUCUCUUGCAUCAUCCUUCGUAGAUCUCUUCCAUAAUCUUCUUAACUCAAGGACUGUUCAUUAUGUACUGUUUAUUAAUAAACGAGCAGGAGUUUUUUAUUAGACCUAAUAAAACACGACCUGCGAGUUUAUUAAACGGCUUCAAACACGACUACAAAUUCAAUAAGCCUUAUUAGUAUUCUCUAUAUAAAGAAUACUAAUGAGGACACGACUACGAUAGGUACUACCUUAAUAGUAUACUUUAUAUUAAGAAUACUAAUUAGGAGUGUUUUAUCAGGUUUAAAGCCACUGCACGUGACAUAUUAUGGUUGACAUGAUUUGCCAAUAAGCUUAUGAAUUAUUAAUGAGUGUUUGAAUAACAUUUAACACAGGAAGGGUGUUUGGGGGGGAGGGGGGGCUGGUUGGAAGCUGAGAGAGAAACAUGAACCCCGUUAACUUCGUUUUAAAAAUUUCCAACACUGUCCCCUCUACCAUGCAUAGGGUUUUCAGUAGUGUGUUUAACCAUGGUGACUGGUUAAUAUACAAAGUUUUUAAAAAGAAACCGCUCAAAGAAUUCCUACGGUCAGCUGCGAACUAGAAAAGAACCGUGCAAUUAAUAAUAUUGCUGUCCAUGAUUCAAUUCACGAUAAAAAGCCAAGUCGAGCGAUAAUUCAUGUUUAACGCUAAUACGUGUACCUAUUAGUGUUGAUACACUGUUAGGCCCAAAGUCGAAACUGCCAGGGCAUUGCUGUGGAGACACAGGGUAGGACGCAGCACGAGUUGUGACAGUUGCAUUGGGACAUAUAUUUGUGGGCGGAGGGGGCUGUAUGCAUCCUUUAUCGGCUGAUAGUUUCAGCAAAUAUAAAACUAAUGUUAUUCCAAAAAAUCUAUGCAUUUUAACAACACAUAUAUCACAUCUAACUAACACAUCUUGUAUAGAUACUGCUGAAGAUGAAUCAAAAUAGAUUCGAAAUAUACAGUUCUUUAAAUAAAUGUGUUGUUAAAAUGCAUACAUUUUUCGGAAUAACAUUAGUUUUAUAUCUGUAUGCAUCCUUCCAGCAGAAAAUGAAAGACCUUCAGCCCUCAUUUUAAUUAUUCAUCACCCUCCUCCAUCGUGCCAUGCUCUUCUCCCAGUGAUCCAACCGAUGUCUGUUCCUUCCUGACAGCAAUCUCUCCUCAGUAAAAACUUCUUAACUUGUUUACAUCGUGUUUCCCCCUGUAGAAUCCAUCGUUGACAAGUGAAAGUAAAAUGGCUAAUCUGCCAGACACAUGCUAUCUUUUGUUAGACAUCAUUCUCAAGUCAAAACAG
Messenger RNA from Paramuricea clavata, 6391 nucleotides. The record is from the annotation of a GenBank genome assembly. Lineage: Eukaryota; Metazoa; Cnidaria; Anthozoa; Malacalcyonacea; Plexauridae.